Messenger RNA from Syngnathus typhle (broad-nosed pipefish), 9753 nucleotides. RefSeq lists its product as uncharacterized. The record is from RefSeq and is a predicted model, not a curated record. Lineage: Eukaryota; Metazoa; Chordata; Actinopteri; Syngnathiformes; Syngnathidae. Bases 2554 to 6642 code for a protein of 1362 amino acids. Gene Ontology annotation, biological process: proteolysis; DNA integration. The transcript is spliced from 2 exons. Gene Ontology annotation, molecular function: aspartic-type endopeptidase activity; zinc ion binding; RNA-DNA hybrid ribonuclease activity.
AAGUAAAGGGAAAUGUGCUUUUGGGAGUUUGCAAACAUAUUUUAAGGUUGUGUUAAACUUAUAAUCAUAUUAAUAUCUAGUAUUGGAGUGCUCGUGUGGAUUGGUGGGGCCGAGGAAUGUGCAGGCAAACUGUAUGAACUUGUUUUCUCGGAAGUGUUGUGUAUAGUUCUAGACAGGGAGUACCGGACGAGAUAAUCUCAAGGUCGGUGAGCUACGAGAACAACGAGCAACUAUAUGAAACCAGACUUCGAGGGGAAAACCAAACCGUCUGACCUCAGCGACACCUGGACGGGGAGGAGAUGGCCAUCCACCAAUCAUCUCACAAUAUUUUGCAUGCUUUAAUAUUCAUAUUGUGUUUCUUUAAAACUGGGCAACCCGGAAGAAUGUGUCGUCUUUUGGUGGUCACAAAAACGCACGAGUUUUAGUGUGAGGGACCCGGGACCCAGGCCUGUAUUAGUGCGCUUUGUCAGGAAUAAAUAAUUGGUAAAUUUGGUCUAAUUGAUCUACUGGUCUUCUCUUUGACAGAACGAACUCGCAAAAUUGUUAGGUGCGCCAGUGUGUGGAUUAGGACAUUGCAAUUUAUGUGUUAAGUGUUGAUCCCAAUUUGGAGUCAGAUCAAUAGCUAAAAUCCGUAUCCUAACAGUUUCUUGGUGACCCCGUACGUGAUGUCAAGAGAAGGGUAAUUGACAAACUCGUGGUCUGUGUCCAAGUCAUCGGACAGUUAGUCUGGGACAGCUGUCUCCCGGUCGGCGUACCGUUUGAAUAAGGAAUAAGCGCACAACGUUGAGCUGGUACGACGUCUCCUAAACCCUGAGCUCAUCAAUGAUAAGGUAAGCAGAAUACCUGUUACUAUAUGUCGAAAUUCUGCAAAUUGAAAGAGGAAAUUUAAGAGGAGACUGUCGUUCAGAUCAAAUAAGGUGUGCAUGAAGUGAAUAUACAUACGGUGAAUAAGUUUGGAACUUACGUGUGUAACGUGUACGGUAAAGUCAGGGACUUACGCGUACUACGGAUAGGUCAGGGACCUAGUGCUUCGUCGUGGCGGACAAGGGUACGGUGACGAUCGUAUUCAGAUAGCUGGGGUUAAUAAAGAGAUCCCCGAGGGGAAGUGAGGCCUCCUCAAAAAAUAUCCGGUGGUAACAGUUCCUCCUGUGAGAGACCAGACCGCUAAAAUAUCCAAAAUGUGCAACCAAAUUGGGGGGAGUGUGUGUGUGAUGAGAGGAAUGAAUGGAGUGAGAUUGAGAGGAAUGUAUGCUGGAAGUGCAAAUUGUGAGCUACAUGAGAGAUGGAUUCGAAUCCCUUUGUCUGUGUGUUCUGUGUAUGUGCGUAAUCUCUGUAAAAGUUUGUGUCAGUCUAUCGUCGUUCGUCUGAGCUCUGCGCGAGCACUUUGUGUAUUGGCGUGCGUGCCGUGCGGAUGCGUGUGUGUAUGUGCGGUUGUGUGCGCGCUCGCUGUGUGUGCGUUUAUGUGUACAUGUGUGGUUGCGGGCGUGUGAGGAGGAAGAAGAUGAUGUUGUGAUGCAACAGAGAAAAAUGUUGGAGUGCGCGAAUCAGGACAGUAGAAAGAAGUGCAGCCAGGGAGAGAGAGAGACACGGAGAAAAUAUAAUUUGCGGAGUGGUCAGGGACAGAUGACACAGGCCGAGGUGCAGAAAAAUGAAUUGAUGUGUCCGCUGGUGACCACAUCGGGCGGUCAGCACUACGAGCCCAUGGUGCUCCGUGAUGUGACCGCGAUGAUGGAAAAGAUGCCCCCACUUCACAGAGGAGGCAAGGUGUGGCUGAACAAAUUUUUAGCUCUGAUGAGUGGGCAGAGCUGUACACUCGGUGACAUGCGCCAGAUGUUGGCAGGAGCAUGCUCUCUAGUGCAAUUGCAGGCAAUUGAGGAAGCAGCAGGCACAGCGAGGCUGGGGAGGGAGGUGCCCUUGCCACAAGUAGCAGCGCCCCUGUUUGAAAACAUUAAAUUGACUUUCCCACAACCCACCGAUCUGGCCCCCACUAUGUUUCCUUAUGAUGUGAAAAUGUCACCUGCACAACAUUAUGUAACAUGUGUGGAAAGUUGGAUUGAAACCACAGGUCGACAUCCAGCUCUCACGCACGAGGCAGAGGUGCUCUUCCGAACGGCGCUGCUGGAUGGACUUCCGCCAGAUGUGAAGAAGCAGCUAAUGUCAGAUCCUGACAUUCUGGCUCCUCAGGUGGUGGGGCGCGGAAGGGGCCAGUUCCGGGGCGGAUACAGAGGCCGGGGAGGGAGUGCACCUGCUUACCCGGGGAGGGCAACAUACAAGCCCCAUUCAACAAAUGCAUGUUUCAUCUGCGGCGAAACCGAUCACUGGGCAAGAGGAUGUCCACAGUAUCGACCACGCGGAGCCACCCACCCAGCCGAAGGCCCGCCAUACCAACCCGGAGCGCCGAUGCAACAGGCAGGAACAGCUCCACCCGGUGGACGGCCCUGGCAACAGCCACAAACGCACGGAGGUCAGUACUACCAACAUGAUGAUCUCUGGUGUGGACAAUUUGAAUAGGGCUGCCCGGGGAGCCAGGAAAGCAGUGGCCCGGCGGAGCCAAUGCUUCAUGUGACAGUGGAAGGAAAACCUGUGAAGAUGCUGGUGGACACGGGAGCAACUUAUUCAUCAAUAAACACUGCCCUUCCUGUAUCCUCACUGUCAAAGAAAACAACGACUUUAGUCGGCUUCUCGGGACAACCACGUACUCUGCCUUUCACCAAACCACUUGAAACUGUGAUCACCCGAACAGGGUGUAGACUGUGGCACAAAUACAUCCAUUCCACAGACACUCCGAUCAAUUUGAUGGGAAGGGACUUGCUGUCAGCCGUUCAAGCCAGAAUUCUGUGUGGGCCAGAGGGAGUGAUUAUUCAAUUUCCAGAUGGCAUCAGCAUCCAGUGCUCACAGCAGCUACAACAACAUGGUCAGUGGCUGAUGGCGCCCCUACCGGCAGAAGCAGAAACUGCAACCAUCUACUGGGCCAGGCUGGAGCCAGAGACCCCUGCUGGUGGCGGUGUGUUCUCGACCUACCUACUGUGGAAGCCCUGGAUCUGCUCACUGGCGCCAUACCACCCACCUGUUGAUCCUUUGCAUUGCACGCUAUAUUAUGACCGAAAAAGUGAUGAUGUUUAUCGGGAUUUGUUUGAAGAAAUUGAAGGGCACAUGUGGGAUUUAACUUCAUCAUGCAUUUUGAUUGGUAAAGAGGGAGUUGCAGCAGCUACUGAAUUAACACCAGAACAAAUGCAGUGGUUCAAAAUGACAGAAAAAGGGGUACCACACAUUUCACUAGCUCUUGCCCCAGGUCAUGAAGCCAGAGAAUUGGGCUCAAUGGUCAAACAUUUGUUGCUGCAAACCGACUGGCGGAAGACACACAUCCCUAAUUUGUACUGGUCAGAGUCUCAGAAAGCUUACCAAAUUAAACAACCCAUGGUAGACUCAGGGCUGCUGGAGAUGAUGUUGGUAUCUCGCACACAUGGCAGGGAAUUAACUGAUCAUGAGGACGCUGAAGUAAUGCUCGCGGCCUUGCCCGACACCUUGUGGUCCCAAGGUCCAUUUGAUGUCGGGUUUUGUCACUCGAUGGCCCCUAUUGAUCUCCAAAUGGAUGAGACGCAGCCUAUCAAACGACCCCAAUAUCGUUGGCCGAGUGAGGCGAACCAAGGCAUGGAAGACACUCUCUGCGGCCUCUGGGACGCAGGGGUGUUGGAAGUGUCAUGCUCCGAAUGGAACACCCCGUUAAGGCCAGUCCAAAAAGCAGAUGGGAAAACAUGGCGCAUGGCGCAUGAUUUGAGAGCAGUAAAUGAUGUCACUAUAACUCCUGUUCUUCCUGUGCCAGACCCGCACCGAAUCCUUGCAUCAUUGAACCCUGCCUAUCAGUGGUUCACCGUGAUUGAUUUGGCUAAUGCCUUCUUCUGCCUUCCGCUUUCCCCCUCAGUGCGGCACGUGUUCGCAUUCACUUACAAAGGGAUGAAAUUACAAUACACUCGCAUGCCGCAGGGAUUCAAAAAUUCGCCAGGAUUGUUCAAUCAGGUCCUCAAAGAACUCCUCGAACCAUGCCAAAUGCCGGAUGGCACAUUGUUGUUGCAAUAUGUCGAUGAUUUGUUGAUUGCAGCAAAGGACGAGCAGGCGUGUCUUGCAGGAACAAAGAAAGUGUUGUUGUGGUUAGGAGAGAAAGGGUUCAAGGUGUCAAGGAAGAAACUGCAAUGCUGUCGCCAACAGGUCACUUUUCUAGGUCGAGUGUUGACCCCUAGUGGCCUCGCCAUGUCGCCUGAACAUAGAAACUCCAUCCUCCGGCACCCACGGCCCGCCACCGUCCAGGAGAUGCUAUCAUUCCUGGGGUUGUGUGGCUACAGCAGACAUUACAUACCCUGUUUUGCCGACAAAACUGGUGUCCUCCGAGCCCUGAUCCGCGAACAGGGGGCCAGGAAUCUCAAGGCUUGCCUGGUCUGGACACCGGAGGCUACCGAGGUCUUUGUGUCACUGGUGCAGGAGCUGGCCUCUGCUGCGACCUUGGCCACUCCUGACUACACUCUGCCCUUCCAUCUAGAUGUCUCUAUUUCAGGGAAAGUUGUGAAUGGAGCUCUGUACCAGAAAAUGCAGCAUGGACGUGCAGUGUUGAUGUAUUGCAGCGUCCCCUUGGACAACAUUGAGCAACGACAACCCGAUUGUUCCAGGUAUGCGGCUGGCCUGGCGAAGGUCUUACUCAAAACAGCCCACACGGUCAUGGGGCAUCCAGUCUAUGUGUUAACUGAUCAUGCGGUCUCCUCGUUUGUCGCAUCGGCGGCAUUCACGUUGACUCCGCUGCGACAAACACGAUUGUUGAAAAUAUUGACUGCCCCAAAUGUCAACUAUGUCCAUUCCGGUGUGAACAUGGCCGAUCAAUUGUUGGUGGGACCCCAUGAGUGUGCAUCAAAGGUCCAGACGGUGACGAAAGUCCGACCUGACCUCUAUUCCACUCCGCUCGGGCACGGUCGGGUGGCGUUUACAGAUGGCUGCUGUUGGAGAGACAGGAUGGGCUCCCUCCAUGCGGCCGCGGCGGCGGUCGAGUGGAGGGAUGGCUCCUUCCAGCCUCUUAAAGUGAUGAAGCUCAACACCCACCCAUCAGCCCAGGCGGCGGAAGUCUUUGCUCUGGUGUUAGCUUUGCGACAAUGCAAGGGGGAGGCCGUGACCAUCUAUUCUGACUCCGCUUAUGCGGUGUCGGCGGCUUUGAUCGAUCUGGUAGGGUGGCUACAGAAUGGGUUCACGACGGCCAGAGGCUCGGAGAUUGCGCACAAGGAUUUGAUGUUGCAGUUGUUUGAGGCGUUGAAGUACCCGAGCGAGGUGGCCAUUGUCAAAGUGCCUGGUCACUCCAAAGCUGACACUUUAGUGGCUAGGGGGAAUCGAGCGGCUGAUGAAUUGGCCAAGCAGACGGCCGGGUACGGCGGGGCAGAGGACAUGAUGGUGUCCCGCGGUCCACUAAUUGUGGACGGGGAGCACCCCGACUCCUGUUUGCCUCUGUCACUCUCGCAUGCCGAUCUGUGUGCCGCCCAGGGUGCCACCUCCCCGGAACAAAAAUCGGUUUGGCUGGCAGCAAAGGCUGUCAAACGAUCAGAUGGCUUGUGGGUAGGACCCAAAGGACAGCCAGCUCUUCCGGAGGGAAGGCUGAUGUCGGAGAUCCUGACACAGGCUCACACACCUUCCCAUGUGGGUCCCCAUGCCAUGAUGAUCCAUCUUCGAAGUUGGUGGCAUCCCAAACUCUCGGAUGUGGUCUGGAAAUUCGUUGCAGAUUGUGAGUCUUGCCAGACGUUCAAUGCACGCCCUACGUUGAAACCAAAGCCCGGCCUGUUUCAGCCGGCCCCGUGGCCGGGGGCAGAGGUGAUCAUUGAUUUUACCGACAUGAGUACAAGAGUGAAUGGGAAACGCUUUUUGCUUGUGAUGGUUGACGCUUACUCAGGCUGGCCUGAGGCAUAUCCGUGCUCGAAAGAAGAUUCUACUGCUGUGAUCAAGGCUUUGAUCACCCAUUACAUCCCCACGCAUGGUUUCCCGGCCCUGAUCCGCUCUGACAAUGGUACACACUUUAACAACAAAGCCUUGGCCAAGGUAGAAUCAAUUUUGGGGUUGAAGCAUCGAUUCGGCUGUGUCUACCAUCCUCAGAGUCAGGGCGGAGUUGAACGUAUGAAUCGAACACUGAAGGAGAAAUUAGCCAAAAUUAUGGCUCAAACGACAAUGAAUUGGCUCCAAGCGCUCCCGCUUGCCUUGUUGUCUGUGCGGCAAUCCGUUAACAGGCGCACUGGAUUCGCACCAUUUGAAUUGAUGACGGGUCGUCUAAUGCCGGGACCAGCAACGACGCUCGUCCCACCAGAGGAUGUUACGGUACCAAAUUUGUCUCAUGCAGCAUACUGGUCCUAUUUGUCUGCUUUGGUGUCCAGUGUUUCUGCACAGAUUGGAGAGAAAUCCGCUGCGGCUGCGGCGGAGGAAGGCGUGUCAGCGGAGAAACAGCUCACGCCGUACGUGUACGUCCGAGUCAUCUCUAGAAAGUGGACGGACCCCCGGUGGAAGGGCCCCUUUCGUGUCUUGGCCAGGACGUCUCACGCGGCCCAGCUCGACUUCAAAGGACGCCGGUGGUAUCACUACUCACAACUCCGUCCGGCCCCAGAGUUUGUUCCGUCAGGAUGAAGGUAUUCCUGUUUGGCCGUGUCCCGGACCCGGCCAAAAGGGGGGGAACAGAAGGAACAAUACGGAAAAGGAAAGGUUUUUGGGAAUUUUCAGAAUUAUUUUUAGUAGGAGUGCUAUGUGUGAGUUGUCUUUUUGUGUGGGCAUUGAUGACAAUUGAUGAGACCAUCCAGCAGAAAACGUCCCAAAUUCAAAAUUCACCCACCAACAAACAAUACCGAUGCAGAGGAAAAGUAGUCUAUGAAGCUGAGGUGAACACAACAGAAGAGCUCUCACGAGAGGAACAGGAAGGUUUGAGACAGAGAUGUGACAGCAAAAAUUGGCAAACGUAUGUCACGUUGUCUAAUUGGACAGAGACCAACCAAACCUUACAUGACAAAUUGGAAAAGUACCAGAGAAGGGUGUGGAGGAACCAAAUUCAACAAGUAAAGAGAGUAUUGGAUUUAGCCCCACCCGAUAGAGAAGGGACAUGUAUUUACCAAUGUAAAGAAGAUGGACAGUUUGUUGUUGCUUCGUGUCAUGGACAAAAGAAGUUAACAUAUGGAGAAAUGUGGUUGUUUUAUUCUCAAUGCUCAGAGAAUGAGUUUGGUUUGUUCUCGGUUGAGAGGGCAUUGGAGAGUCACGGCAUACAAUUAUCCACUCAGAUGACGCAGAUGGCGGUGAAGGUAAGUAAAGGGAGGUUGAACGAUAAAUUGAAAAACCCCGCCCCAAUCAAGGAACCAUUGUGGUACUGUAAUGGAACAGGGUGCCCCACAGCAUAUUACAAUGUGUCUGAGUACCAUUUAAACAUCCGGUCCAAAAGACAAGUGGUGACUGGAGUCACUCAGACACACCGCGGGCUCUGCGAACCGGUUCAAUCAUUCAAAUGGGGGAUCCAGGUUUGCAUCCCUAAAAAUGUGACAGUACAAAUUACCAUACCGUUUGAUAGUUUGGUCAACGGGCAGAUUAGAGGACAAGAUUAUCGGGAUUAUGAUUGGUAUUUGACCAAUGAGUUGGUAAACAGGGGUUGGAAAAAUUUGGUAUGGGACACCAAAGAUUGGUAUAAAUCAUGGGGGACUAGUGUCCAAGCGAAACAGCAUCAGCAAAUGAUAAGAGGGGACAAAACACAGACAGGCAUCACCUUGUGGGUUAAUACUUCGCACGAUUUACAUUUGGGAAGCCGCACAAUUGGAUGCUGGGGUUUCCAGUUAAACAUAUAUAUGUAUGGAUACCCGUAUUGGCAGGUGUUCCUAUGUCAAGGUGAGGAUGCCGAACAAGAAAUAUCCUUGAGUCCCUCGACAAACCCUCGAAUCCUCGCAAAAGCAGUCAGGAGCGUAGAUGAUUGGUUUAGGAUCACCACGGGAGUCACUGCUAUAAAUAAUAAUUGGCUUUUGAUGGCAGAACAAGCUGCUAAUACUACUGGUGAAGAUUGUGUGGUCUGUCUUAAGGCAAGAGUAGUGUUGAAAAUUGUACCAGCGGCAGUAGAAUCAUCUUGUAUCCUACAGGUGUUGACCCAGCCCAGUACUAGUGGUAAUUGUUUUAUUUAUGAGGAUAUUUUCCCAGUCGUAGGCUCGGAAAAAAGAAAGCCUAUUUUUGACAACCAUGUGACUCAACAAAAUAUGACAUGUUUAAAGUUAAACGGAACCGGCAUAAGUAUUGGGACAAUAGAUCCCACAUGGUGCAAAGUCAAUUUGUCACUGAAUGUAACCUCUCCUCUCUCUCGUGCAGACAUCUGGUUGUGGUGUGGUGAUGACAAAUUAUAUGAUCGCUUGCCGAAGAACGCAUCAGGUAUCUGUGCCCUCGUGUCUUUGAUAAUGCCUGUGGUGGUUGUCCCCAUUGAAAUACAGAAUCUCAAUUGGGACCUGGAGUUCCCACUGGCGGAGCUCCUGAAGCGAGCCAAAAGAGACGUUUUGCCCCCGUGGUUGAACGACGACGAUCCAACAUAUAUUGACGCUAUAGGAGUGCCCCGGGGUGUACCAGAUGAGUAUAAACUCGCUAAUCAAGUGGCUUCGGGAUUCGAAAGUAUCUUCCUAUGGAUCACCCCCAAUAAAAAUGUAGACCGCAUUAAUUACGUUCAUUACAAUGUCCAACGACUGGGUAAUUAUACAGCUGAAUCAUUCGCCGCAGUUCAUGAACAAUUGGCUGCAACGUCGUUAAUGGCGUUCCAAAAUAGAAUUGCGUUGGACAUGCUAUUGGCUAAGGAACAUGGUGUAUGUGGAAUGUUUGGUGACGCAUGUUGUACUUUUAUCCCAAACAACACGGCACCAGGGGGCCGACUGACCAGGGCGUUGGAAGGACUAAGGACACUGAACAAAAAGAUGAAAGAUCAUUCAGGUGUACACACCGAUAUUUGGUAUGAUUGGAUGAAAGCGUUUGGAAACUGGAAAGGGCUCAUCAUGUCUGUGCUUGUUGCUGUGGCUAUUUUCACUACAAUCAUGAUAUUAUGCGGUUGUUGUUGUAUUCCAUGUAUUAGAUCACUCACUGUCCGGUUGAUCGAGAAAACCGUUGGCCCGUUGCCACCGAUGGGGCAAUAUGUCCUGUUGACUCAACAUGAGCCGCAGGGGGAAGGAAGGAUCGACACCACGCUGGUGGCUGUUUGCUAGGGUAACGGGUGAUGACCUCAUAAAUGAGGUCAUGAGAGGGAAUAAAGGGAAAUGUGCUUUUGGGAGUUUGCAAACAUAUUUUAAGGUUGUGUUAAACUUAUAAUCAUAUUAAUAUCUAGUAUUGGAGUGCUCGUGUGGAUUGGUGGGGCCGAGGAAUGUGCAGGCAAACUGUAUGAACUUGUUUUCUCGGAAGUGUUGUGUAUAGUUCUAGACAGGGAGUACCGGACGAGAUAAUCUCAAGGUCGGUGAGCUACGAGAACAACGAGCAACUAUAUGAAACCAGACUUCGAGGGGAAAACCAAACCGUCUGACCUCAGCGACACCUGGACGGGGAGGAGAUGGCCAUCCACCAAUCAUCUCACAAUAUUUUGCAUGCUUUAAUAUUCAUAUUGUGUUUCUUUAAAACUGGGCAACCCGGAAGAAUGUGUCGUCUUUUGGUGGUCACAAAAACGCACGAGUUUUAGUGUGAGGGACCCGGGACCCAGGCCUGUAUUAGUGCGCUUUGUCAGGAAUAAAUAAUUGGUAAAUUUGG